This is a messenger RNA of Clarias gariepinus (North African catfish), 1826 nucleotides long. Its product is annotated as carbonic anhydrase 4-like. Gene Ontology annotation, molecular function: zinc ion binding; carbonate dehydratase activity. Bases 499 to 1461 code for a protein of 320 amino acids. The record is from RefSeq and is a predicted model, not a curated record. Lineage: Eukaryota; Metazoa; Chordata; Actinopteri; Siluriformes; Clariidae. The transcript is spliced from 8 exons. Gene Ontology annotation, cellular component: plasma membrane.
CCAAUCCACCCUCUUGAUCAAAACAAUUCAACAUGGGCAGUUUACAUGUGCAUUGAUGAUGUCAGACACAAAAUCGCUGGGCUGUUAGAUUUUAAGUUGGUGGAACUUUAAGGAGACCGUUACUGCGGCUUAAAAUAUCGAAGUUGUUCAGCUACCUAGAAAACUGUAAUUUCUACAAACUCAUAAAUACCAAAAAGUUCUUAAUACUCAUCAAGGUCUAUUAAUUUGAACUAAUUGUAAUUAUUUAAGUUAACAGUACUCAAUACUGUAUGUUUAACUACUUUAAGCAUUAGUGUUUACAGUGAACUGUCACAUGCAAAUAGUUAUUUAAUAUCAGAAGGUUUUUUCUGCUCUAUCACAUUAGCUGAUUUGUUAAAUCAAAUGUGCAGAAAGCUAAAAAAAAAACACUGAAAUGUGCAGGCCAGAGGGUCCUUCAGGAGCACGGUUGGGCCACUGCUUCAUGCCAUUAUUGCCUGUCUCUUUAACAAAGUCUCAUUUAUGCAGAUGAAUGUCCAGCUCGUCUCAUUUCUCAUCGCCUGUCUGCUUUCCACUGUUUAUAGUGAAGGAUCCAUAGACUUCUGCUAUAACUUGCCAGAAUGCAAUGCAAGCACAUGGCCUCAUUUAGCACCACAUGCAUGCAAUGGCACUCGUCAAUCUCCUAUCAAUAUUGUGACUGCUGAUGUGAAGCCUGAUAAAAACCUGACUGCUUUCCAAUUCAUUGGCUUUAAUGACAGCUCCACAUUUUUAAACAUUUUAAACACUGGAAAAUCAGUGAAAAUUGAACUUGAUGGUCAAAAGAUAAGCGUGUCAGGAGGAGGUCUUCAGAACCAGUACAACUCCACCCAGGUUCACUUUCACUGGGGCAACGGCUCAUCUAUUAAUGGAUCAGAACACACUGUGGAUGGCAGACAGUAUGCAAUGGAGAUGCACAUAGUAAACAUUAGGGCUGAUUUACCCUCGGCCGCCGCUGCCAACGACUCAACAGCAGAUGCUGUCCUUAGUUUCUUCAUUGAAGCAACUAAUGACAGUGGUACACCAGAAAGCUGGAAAAACCUCACCUCGUUCUUAUCAAAAAUUCCUAAAGAAGGUGACACAUUGGACAUUAUGAAUCAACUUACCCUGGACAGUCUUCUCCAAGGAGUAGAUCGGACAAAAUAUUACCGUUACCUUGGUUCUUUGACCACACCUACAUGUGAUGAAGUUGUGGUCUGGACUAUAUUUAAAGACCCAAUCAAAGUGAGCAAAGAUUUGGUUGCCCUAUUUAGCAACACAGUGCACAUCAAAACAUUGGCUGAUCCUUUCAUCACCAACACCUACAGAUCAUCACAGGCCCUAAAUGGCAGGGUUGUGACAUCACAGGCAACAUCAUCAACAAGCACGACUUCGUCAGCAAUCACACUCCAUCACACUUUGUCCAUCAGCACCGCACUCCUCUACUCUGUAUUGUUUUGGUGUUUGUAGUCCCUAUCUACAAGGAAGACAUCACACUAAAAAUGUUUGUUAAGUCUAGAUACUUCCUAUUGUAUGUUUCCUCUGAAUGUUUAAAUUAUAUUUAAAUUUAUUCAUGCAAAUGAAUAAAUUACUAUAUUUAUUAUUUUAAAAAGAUGUAAAAAUUGUUUACAAGAUAAUAAUAAAAAAAUUAUAGCCCUAUAAAGGAGCCAAGGAGUGCCUUUGAAGUGCUAUUUUGUAAUAUUUUCUUUGUAUAUGGUGAGGAUUUGGGUGGGGGGCAGGGACGGGGCAUAAACAGUCAAACAGAGUUUGCUUAAGUUCCACCAUUCAUUUUAAAAUGAACUUAAAUUCAUGAAAAUAUAUUUACACAACUGAUU